This is a messenger RNA of Gasterosteus aculeatus aculeatus (three-spined stickleback), 2342 nucleotides long. Its product is annotated as putative oxidoreductase YteT. Gene Ontology annotation, molecular function: nucleotide binding. The record is from RefSeq and is a predicted model, not a curated record. NCBI's taxonomy places the organism in Eukaryota, Metazoa, Chordata, Actinopteri, Perciformes, Gasterosteidae.
CUUGUUUUUGUUCGAAGAAGUGCGCUUCAGCGUGGACGUCGAACACGUCGCGUACCGAUGUGAUUUUUUUAUUCAGACACAAUCGGACCGACGCGCGAGACAAACAGAAGGUUUGGAAAGCUUCAUGGGACAAAGCAGUUCCCAGGAUGCCAGAAUGACUUCCCCCGUCCGUGUGAUCGUGGUGGGAGCUGGAUGUCGAGGAGAGAUCUACUCCCAGUUUGCGUCCAUCCACCCUGAUCGCGUUAAGGUUGUUGGAGUUGCCGAUCCAAGGAAAUUUGCUCGCACUAAACUUCAACAGCAACACAACAUUUUAGAUGAAAACGUAUUUGAAGACUGGCACACUAUAGUUGAAAGAGAGAAGUUUGCAGAUGCCGUUUUAAUCUGUACUCCAGACCGCCUUCAUAAGGAACCUGCGGUGGCCUUUGCACAGAAGGGCUACCAUAUUCUGCUGGAGAAACCAAUGGCAACUACGGCUGAAGACUGCACAGCGAUUGUGGAGGCUUGUACUCAGAGUGGCGCGAUGCUCUCCGUGGGUCACGUUCUCCGCUACGAUCCACUCAUCCACAAGAUAAAGGAACUGAUAGAUGCCGGAGUCAUAGGUGACGUGAUGCACAUUCAGCACCUCGAGCCGGUUGGGUUCUACCACUUUGCUCACUCGUUCGUUCGAGGGAACUGGAGGAAUGAAGCAGAGAGUUCUUUUGCUCUUCUGGCUAAAUCGUGCCACGACAUCGACCUCAUACACCACUGGGCCGGACCGCGCAGGUGUGUGAAAGUGUCGUCAUUUGGAUCCGUCAGCCACUUUGGAAAAGAAAACAAGCCGACAGGUGCCGGAAGUCGCUGUCUGGACUGUUCGAUUGAAGGAGACUGUCCAUACUCGGCAUCCAAAAUCUACUUGAAUAGAGUGAAACAGGGCCACACUGGCUGGCCUGUAUCGGUCAUAUGUCCAAACUCGCUCCCGGACAUCGAGUCAGUAACUGAAGCCUUGAGGACCGGACCCUAUGGCCGCUGUGUCUACGAGUGUGACAACGACGUCUGCAGUAACCAGGUUGUCAACAUGGAGUUUGAAGGGGGUCUGACGGCGGCCUUUUCCAUGGUGGCGUUCACUGAGGAGAUCUGCAAGCGGAAAACAACUAUCUACGGCAGCAAGGGGGAGCUGUCAUGUGACGGUCAUGAGGUGCACGUGUUUGACUUUCUGAGCCAACGAUCCACAAAGCACAAGGCCCACAAUGACUCCCCCAAGGUCUUUGGCAUGAGUGGACAUGGUGGAGCAGACUACCACCUAAUGGCUGCCUUCAUUUCUGCCGUGGCUAACAACGAUCCAUCCCACAUCCGCUCGGGUCCUGAAGAGACACUGCUGAGCCAUUUGCUGGUGUUUGAAGCUGAGCGAUCUCGACUGGAGAGCAGGGUGGUGCACUGCGGGGACAUCGGCAAAAGACGGAUGACUGACAAACACGUUGACAUUAAAACGAUCUAAACCUCCACAGUCAAACACUGCAAUGAGGCGUGGCACAAGUUCACUGAGGAAGACGCUUUCCAAAAUACACAUUUAAGCGUUAAUUAUACUACACUUUUUAUUUUACAAAUAAAUUUAUAAAUUGAAUUUCCAUAUUUAAAUGUCAACCAGGAUUAUCUGAAUGUAAGUAAUCAACUGGUGGUAUCAGUUAGUGAAGUAUUCAACAUUAUCGACUGUAGGGUCAAAACAACACAAAAUGAAGGGAACAGGGAAAAAGAGAGAUCCACAAUUUGCUCUUACAAACCUUAUGUCAACAAAAUGAAAGAAGAAAUUCAUGUAGCUUUAUCCAAUGUUCAGAUUUCUGUGCUAGAGUUUAACCAAAAUGAGCAUGUUUUUAUUAGAAUCAGUAAUUAUGGUACCGAAUGUCUUAAUGUGAAUUUCAUGUUUAUAGCUGUGAUCUUUAAACCAAUCAAACGAGGACCAAAACGUGGAGUGCAAAGAGGCUGACUUAGUACUGCUCAGAUUUUAUUUGUGUGUAGUUAGUUGGUUUUGUGUGAAUGAGUGAGGUGAAAUGGGAUGAGUGAAUGAACCGGUUAGGUUUUUCAAUGUGAAGUGCUUAGCCAAGAAUCUGAUCAUUUGUUGUUAAGCAUGUCAUAUUGUUACCAUUUGAUUAAGUCGAGUUCAUGUAAAGUUGUCAUAUGAUUUAUGAUUUAUGCAGAAUUGAUCUCAGGACAUGCAUGAAUGUUUGUUGCCAGCUGAGAACUCGCUGAACAGCCCCUUGAACAACGCUCACUUGAUUAUAUAUAUAUAUAUCAAAUUUGUAACGACUACUGACUGAGAACAAAUGCACAUAAAAAUCAAGCGGGGAUUGCCUCUAUAAUAACUCUCA